UCGCCACCAGUCUACAUUCUGUUUUUGAUCGGCAUGGCGCAUUUCGGACAAGGAACAACUAGCAUCAACUGUCCUGAUAUUUCCUACCUUGGUGUCCCCACUGACAUUACCUGCAUUACGUCUGUACCGUUCACCACUGUUGAGUAUCGGAGGCCAAGUCAGGUUAUUUUCCCGCAAUGUAGUGCUCCUUCUUUAUCCUGUACAUCUGUGGAGGGAUAUACAGCAAGCUUACACAACAACACUUACACUACUCUCACGGUACGGAAUGUACAACCACAGCAUGACGGGCAGUGGACGUGCGCCGUUGCAGGAGCUGCAGAAAUUAGCUCUGAGGCAUCAUGCUCUCUAUUCAUCGCAAAUGUUCCACAGUGCCAAAUCAGAAGUGACCAGAACACAGACAAACUGAUACUUCAUGAGGAACUGUCACUAACUGUGGACAUACAGGAAUACUACUGCUCUGCCCAAUAUACCUUCUUGCUGCUGGUUGGGGAGGACAAUGUCCAGCUGCCUAUAUCGGAACCAAUGAACAUAUCUACGAGCACAAUAGCUAACACAACUGUCAAUAUCACUGCUUCAUCUUUAGGAGGUGUUCGACUGGCGUUUCGUUGUCACGGCGAGCAGCAGAAUUUGUCUUGUGGUGGCAUCAAAUUCAUCAAUGGUAAGAUUCGUACCAUUACAAUCAUCCGAUAUCCUUUUCACUGUACACACAAUGAAUCAUCCCGAGAAUUGUACUUGUUCCUUUAUUUUCCAACAUUUAACUUUCGUUUACCGAAAAAUGAUAAGGGUAAUACUGUCACUUUAAUGGGUUAGCCCAGUGGUUAAGUC
This is a messenger RNA of Haliotis rubra (blacklip abalone), 825 nucleotides long. RefSeq lists its product as uncharacterized. Lineage: Eukaryota; Metazoa; Mollusca; Gastropoda; Lepetellida; Haliotidae. The record is from RefSeq and is a predicted model, not a curated record. The transcript has 3 exons. Bases 34 to 810 code for a protein of 258 amino acids.